GGAAGGAAGGAAGGAAGAAAGAAAGUCGACGAAAAGGUGGAUCAAAUUUGAAAGGUAGAAGGAAGACACCGAGGAGGAGAACGCAAGAUAUCGACAGAGAGAUAAAGAGAGAGCAAGUGAAAGAGAAAUAGAUCUUUCACCUUGUCUUAGGUGAAGGAAAGAGAGAAAGAGAAGGGGAAAGAGAAAGAGUAAGAGUAAGAGUAAGAGAAAGGGGUAACGUAGUCGUGCGAGGCGGAGGAGCGAUAAGCAGCGGCAGGAGCAGCCACGGAGGCAGAGCGAGAGACGUGGAGUGAACGGGCGAUAAUCGAGGAUUUGAAUGGGUGGGCCGGGAGCCGGUAGGGUUAGCAGGCACGAGCUGAACGCGGUGCCAAAGAGCCACGUCGGUCACGGGGAUCGAACCCUCGUAAUCGGCGAGCCAGCAGCACCGGCAUCACCAGCAUCGUCACAGGUCUGUCGGUGUCAUUCGACAUCGGAACGCGCGAUCUCGGCAUCCGGCCUCGUCCCCGCUCAGCUGCCGCCUUCGCCGCCGCCUCUCGCCUCUCUGCAUAUCGCCGUCGACACCAGCUGCGCUGCCUUCAGCAACAACAAUACCACCGGGUCGCCGAACGCGGUCUCGGACGGCACCAAGACUGCUGCUACCAUGUCCUCGCCGCCCAAGCAUCGUAGGGGCUUCGACCCCAACGACGUAAACGCCAACGAUUAUCGCCGUUAUCGUCGCGUUAAGACGAGACGAUCGCUGCCGAAACUCAGCAGCCAGGACGAGGAUGGGCCGAACCCCCACACCCAAUAUGCAGGCGUCACGCACUUCGAGCCCAUACCGCACGAUCAUGACUUUUGCGAACGGGUCGUCAUCAACGUGAGCGGGUUACGGUUUGAGACGCAGCUGCGUACGCUGAACCAAUUUCCGGACACGCUCCUUGGCGAUCCAUCGCGACGGCUCCGAUACUUCGAUCCGCUUCGCAACGAGUACUUCUUCGACCGGAACCGACCAUCCUUCGACGCGAUACUUUACUACUACCAAAGCGGCGGCAGGCUGCGUCGUCCGGUCAACGUUCCCCUCGAUGUCUUCUCCGAGGAGAUCAAGUUCUAUGAGCUGGGCGAGCUGGCCACCAACAAAUUCAGGGAGGACGAAGGGUUCAUCAAGGAGGAGGAGAAGCCGCUGCCGACGCACGAGUUCCAGAGGAAGGUCUGGCUAUUGUUCGAGUACCCGGAGAGCUCGCAGGGCGCCCGGGUGGUCGCCAUAAUAUCCGUGAUCGUGAUCCUCCUGUCGAUCGUGAUAUUCUGCCUGGAGACCCUGCCCGAGUUCAAGCACUACAAGGUCUUCAACACGACGACGAACGGCACGAAGAUCGAGGAGGACGAAGUGCCGGACAUCACGGACCCGUUCUUCCUAAUAGAGACUAUUUGUAUCAUCUGGUUCACGUUCGAGUUAUCGGUGCGCUUCCUCGCCUGUCCAAAUAAACUGAACUUCUUCCGUGACGUAAUGAACUUCAUCGACAUCAUCGCGAUCAUUCCUUACUUCAUCACGCUCGGCACCGUGAUGGCCGAGGAGGAGGAGACGAUUGAUCUGCCGAAGGCGCCGGUAAGCCCGCAGGACAAGAGCACGAACCAGGCCAUGUCCCUGGCGAUACUCAGGGUCAUCAGGCUCGUCAGGGUGUUCCGGAUAUUCAAGCUGUCCAGGCACAGUAAAGGCCUUCAGAUCCUCGGCCGUACGCUCAAGGCCUCCAUGAGGGAGCUCGGCUUGCUCAUCUUUUUCCUCUUUAUCGGUGUGGUGCUAUUCUCAUCGGCGGUAUACUUCGCGGAGGCCGGCUCCGAGAAUUCGUUCUUCAAGUCCAUUCCGGACGCGUUCUGGUGGGCCGUUGUCACGAUGACGACCGUGGGCUAUGGUGACAUGACGCCCGUGGGAGUCUGGGGGAAGAUCGUCGGCUCUUUGUGCGCGAUCGCUGGUGUGCUGACGAUCGCACUGCCUGUCCCCGUGAUCGUCUCCAACUUCAACUACUUCUAUCAUCGUGAGACUGACCAGGAAGAGAUGCAGUCGCAGAACUUCAAUCACGUGACCAGCUGCCCGUAUCUCCCUGGUCAACACUUAAAGAAGAGCUCGAUGUCGGAGUCAUCGUCGGACAUAAUGGAGCUGGAGGAUGGCAUACUGCUCACUCAUCCCGAGAUUUCGAAGAAGCCGAACUGCAACCCUCGCCAUAAUAACAAUAUUAAUCCAGCCUGUAUGAGCAUCGAGACUGACGUCUGA
Messenger RNA from Dufourea novaeangliae, 2245 nucleotides. RefSeq names its product potassium voltage-gated channel protein Shaker (gene shaker). Gene Ontology annotation, cellular component: voltage-gated potassium channel complex; membrane. Bases 317 to 2245 code for a protein of 642 amino acids. Gene Ontology annotation, biological process: potassium ion transmembrane transport; protein homooligomerization. Lineage: Eukaryota; Metazoa; Arthropoda; Insecta; Hymenoptera; Halictidae. The record is from RefSeq and is a predicted model, not a curated record. The transcript has 7 exons. Gene Ontology annotation, molecular function: protein binding; delayed rectifier potassium channel activity.